Messenger RNA from Colletotrichum chrysophilum, 1776 nucleotides. RefSeq lists its product as uncharacterized. NCBI's taxonomy places the organism in Eukaryota, Fungi, Ascomycota, Sordariomycetes, Glomerellales, Glomerellaceae. The transcript is spliced from 3 exons. The coding region runs from base 1 to 1776 and encodes 591 amino acids. The record is from RefSeq and is a predicted model, not a curated record.
AUGACACACAAUUCGGACAAAUUGGAGAAGAAGGGCCGCACGAUGAUUCCCUCUGCUAUCCAGGGCACCUUCAUUCCGGUAUCACCGAGGAAGCGUGGAUCUCCGUCGCCUAUGCGACAUAAACCAAACAAAUCUGUCCAGAUCAAUCUGAAUUUGACGGAGAACCAGGUCGAGAGAUUAACAGACGUAUUUGCGAGCAAGAGCGAGUCGCCCUCUCGUCGCGCCAGGGCUGGUAACACAGCCAGAACCGGGUCACCCGAACGUAACAACAACUUCGCCAGCACCCAUGCCACGUCUCGAGCACAUGCAGCACUCGACCAGGAGGAGCCACAUGCGUAUGCUAAGAGCGGCCAGGCGACUAAUCAAAUGGCACAGAAGGGUCAUGACAGUGAUUCCACGACUUUCUCGGAGCUGAUGCCCCGAUCACCUCACAAGACUCACAAGGCCAAGAGUUCUAUGUCGUCAAACAUUGCGGAGCGUCGUAGACAGAAUACACUUACUCCGAUCAACAUUGAGGAUCGCCGUCAGUACGCUACUCUUGUCGGCCAUGGUGACGACAUGGUUGCUGCAUCUUCCCCAACCUCAGACAACCCGUCUCCAGCAACUCCUGACGAGGAAGAAUCUUCAUCAAUCUACUCGAGGGACGCAGAACAACCUAGUCCUCUGCGGAUCCAUAAGAAUACCUCUCAACAAGUCGAUAGCGUCUUGCAGUCAUACAGCGGCUGGAAGAAUUCGAAACCGCACACCACCACCGUCCCUACUGGUGCGUCUGAUGUCGAUAGUCGUGGAGUAGCUUCUCAGAGACAGGCGCCCCCCAAGGGUAGACUUGAGGCCCUCAGACAGCCUGCAAUGGAUGCUGGCCAGCUAUAUUCUCCUCUGAGACCCUAUUUUGCUUACAAAGACCUGCCCGUGCAGAAGAUUGCCGGUAAGACCCUGAUUGGAGAGCAAGGAUGGCUCGAGAGACCGAACGAAUCUUCAGACCAAAAAUCUCCGGACCGCAAGAAGAAGGACACCUCUCCCAAGAAGCCGGGUCUGCUCGACAGCCUCAAGAAGAUUGCCAAAGAGAUGACUGAGAGCAAGCCCAGUCGCAAAGUCCGAGAUGUAGAGAGAGAGGGGAAGGUCAAGAGAAUCACAAUUUCAUUGGAUCCUCGCGAGCAGAGUCUUCUGUACUGCGAGCUCGAGUUUCACAUCAGCAAUGCCCUCCAUUCCUACAUCACGAACGAGCUCAACCACGGCCGCCUGAACCCGGACAAGCUGAAAAAGAUCGCAGAUGGGUGGAACCAGAAGGGCCGUCCCAGAGUCGUCGGCUUUCGCUACGACCUCGAGACACAGCUCGAUCUUGUUCAUCUGCAUAUUGAUGAGUUCCGCUUCUUUGGACGUCGCCAAGGCAAUCACUUGGAGAUCGCAGGCCUUCUUCAUGCGAUGAAGGUCAACGCCCGAGCCCUCCGUAUUCGCACUUUCUGCCAGCCAGAUUCCGUAAUCGCGAAGCAGUUGGUUGACUCGCAGUCUCUAUGCAAUACAAUCGGAUGCUCCGAAGCCCAGCAAAUUGCGAUUGCGGAGAUAGCCCAAUUCUUCAAAGUCAUCGUGGAGAGGGAGCAAGCUUAUCGAGAGAAGCUAGCCCGCGACAACACACCCAAGACAUUGCCCCACGGGCAGGGAGACAGACAGUGGGAGCCUUCGAAAGAUCUGGCCGAGGGGAUGGAUCCAUACGGUAGGCUUCAUUUGAUUCCUGAUGGCUACGAUGUCAACUCCGAGGCACUGCGGUUCGAUAACUAA